AUGAUCAGCAUGGUGGGCCUUGCAGCUCUCUGCCUGCUGUUAGUGUUUCCACUGAGCAGCUCCCAGAGCACCCUGCAGUCUGAGCGGGUCAUCAACAGACCUCAGGCCCCGGCAGCUCCUCCUGUACCUCCUCCACCACAAAUACGGGACCUGCUGAGAAAAGAGGAAACCCCUCAUUUGAACACAAAGCGGACAUGUGAGUCGUGAUCUAAGAAAUGCUGCAUUUUAAUGUCAAAUAUUCCUUCUCAUCCUGAUUGUAACCCUCUCAUGUAUGGAUUUUGUGUGUCUGCGUUGUGUGUGCCACCACAGACGCUCAUGUAGACAAAGAUAAUGCCAAAGUGGGUCUGUUCAUCGCUGCAGCCAUGGGCACCUUCAUUUUGAUGGCUGCAGUAUACUGUAUCUACAACAAGUUCUACACCAAACAGCAGUACCUGCACACCCAGCUCAACGAUGACUCAGGUAGAUCCACUGACUUUAAUUACAUGAAAUUGAGCCCCUAGGAUUGAAUUUGAGUUUACACCUCAGGGAAAUGCAGCUUUCCAGAAGGACAUAUGAUGUUAAACUGCACCAGAAACCAACAUGGGCUUUCCUAUUUUUGACUAUUUAUGCAUUUUAUCUAAUGCACAAAACUACAAAGUGGAACCAGAACAGAGAAAAGUGUCACUUUAAAGCUUUGAAAGUCCAACAGACAGAGUGGGUCUUUGGACAAAAAUAGAAACCCACAUCAGCAGGCCCGAAAUAGAUUUUUAUCCACAGGGAAACACUACUGCUGAUUUCAUUUUGGUAUCAUUUGUUCAAGAGCGUUACAUGCCGGCUUGUUUGUUUAACAUGAGUAUGCUAUGUUGAGUUUUGUGUCCUUGCACUUCCUGCUCUUAGCCCUUUAGAGGCAAUAAUACGUAGAUGAUGUUGCAUGGUGCUGCUUAAAUAUUAAAGAUUAAUCAGCGAGAGCUUUAUAUAAAAUCAAGACACAGAAAUGAUAUUUAUUGUCAUAAUAUUUUAACUUGCAUACAGGUAAUUCUUAAACUUUAUUCCUAAAAUGCUCCUAUCUCUACAUGCAGAUUUGACUACAGACUCCAUGGAUCCUCCGUCUGUACUUUUCCACGCCUCUGCUGCCUCCAGUGCAGCAGAUGUGCGGCGAGCUGGUUACGGCUCUCUCUCUGACACUCCCUCUGUCAUCUCUGUGCCACCCAGCCUCUCUCCUCCUCCUGCAGCCAUGCCCUUCCCUCCCCUCUUCCUCUCCUCUCAGUCUCUGAGAACAAUAUCAGCGAAGGAUCUGGAGAGGAGCUGCAUCUGA
Messenger RNA from Xyrichtys novacula (pearly razorfish), 1294 nucleotides. The record is from the annotation of a GenBank genome assembly. NCBI's taxonomy places the organism in Eukaryota, Metazoa, Chordata, Actinopteri, Labriformes, Labridae.